Messenger RNA from Fusarium vanettenii 77-13-4, 2427 nucleotides. RefSeq lists its product as uncharacterized. The transcript has 2 exons. The record is from RefSeq and is a predicted model, not a curated record. The coding region runs from base 1 to 2427 and encodes 808 amino acids. Lineage: Eukaryota; Fungi; Ascomycota; Sordariomycetes; Hypocreales; Nectriaceae.
AUGUGGCGACAGCUGGGAACCGGUUGGCGCCGAACCGCCCUCAUCAAUACCUUGGCCGUCUUCACAUUCACCCUGAUCGGCAUCAUUCUGCUGAUAUGCACUGUAUCAAAAUCCGGCGGCCUAGGCAUCAAUUACAUCGUGUUCCAGGGCACUUGUGCGAAAAGCAGGUCAAUUAACACUUGGCUACAUCUCUUCCUCAACGCUUACUCCACAGCCAUCCUAGCCUCGUCCAAUUUCUUCAUGCAAGUGUUGACGUCGCCCACGAGGAGCGAGGUGGACAGGGCGCACAGCGAUAAUGUGUCUUUGAAGAUUGGCGUGCAGUCAAUGAGAAAUCUAUAUCGAGCUCCCAAGAUCAGAUUUGUCUGCUGGGCGCUGUUCUUCGUUACCUCUUUCCCGCUUCAUCUCUUCCUCAACAGUGCCAUCUUUCCGACUGAAUACAUGAGCUCCAACUGGAACCUGACAAUCGCCUCAGAAGGGUUCGUCAAUGGGGCUCAGUAUUAUUCUCCAGGAGUAGCUGUAUGGCCACCUACAAGCAGUCAAAGCCAAUCUUUACUGAGUGUCGAGGGAUAUGGACAGAAUCUAUCCCUGGCAGACCACUUCGACCCCAACAGCGAUAUUUCCAAGAGAAUCGAAUUCACGGCCAACAAUGCUCGAGAUUGGAAAAGGCUAGAAGUCCCGGAUUGUCUUUCGCAGUAUCAGUAUUGCAACGGGCGUGUCAACUUUCGCGACCUUGUCAUGAUUGUCAAGUCGAAAGACACCUCUCUCAUGGCAUCAGGCAACUCUACUUUAGGCUGGAAACAGAGCGAUAUCUUCCAGCUGACCAGAUCAUCCGACAAAUCUAAAAGUCAAAGAUACGAGAACUUUACUCUCGAUGACGCCAACUCCCUCUGGUUCACCACAAGUUGCAAUACACAGUCGCUGGCCGAGACAUCUCGAAACCGAUCAACAGAUGCCAUAACCCUCGACUUGGAGUACUGUUUGGUACAGGAAUUCUCGCCCACCUGCAAAGUUUGCGUAUCGAAUGGUCUUCUCUUGAUCGUCGUCAUAUCAGUUUCUCUGAAAGCCGCUCUCUGCGUUAUGGUGUUGCGCUAUCUCCCCAAAGAAGAUCCCUUUGUGGUCCCAGGGGAUGCCAUCGCAUCCUUCAUCCGAUACCCUGACAGAUUCACAACUGGAAGAUGUCUUUUGGAUAAAGAGGUUGAGGGUGCUCUUGAUGGCAGAAGCUACCCGUAUGUGGGUGCCCCCAUGUACUGGCAACCAGAGCGCCGGAGAUGGUCAAGAUCGAUCGAGGGCAUGGUCUGGCUAAGGACAUAUUCCCUUCUCAUUACCAACUUCAUGUUUCUCUUCGCCAUGUUCUUCCUCUCUCAGUCUGAGAACUCGCUCGGCAAACAGACUCUCACUCAGAAUGCGACAAACGGGGUCUUUGAAGUCUCCGGGGCGAGUGCUCGUCAGUUUAUCCCGGCCGUCCUCAAAGGCAACUUGCCGCAGCUCCUUCUUUCCAUAUUCUACUUUGACUAUAACUCAUUUUACACACGUCUGUGUGCGGAGAAGGAGUGGAGUUCGUACGGCACAGAUUAUCGCCCAUUGCGGGUGACUGAGCCACAAGGACUUCAGCAGUCGACCUACAGGCUGCAAUUACCAUAUCAAUACAGUAUUCCCUUAAUCUUAGCUAGCAUCUCUCUACACUGGUUGGUGUCAAAAUCUCUAUACGUUUUUGUUUUUGAAGGCGGUAUGUUUCCCUUUCUUAUCCAUAGGCUAUUCGUGAUUCUCACCUUCUGCUCAGGAUACUUCGAACCUCCAACAAUUGACAAUAACUCGACACUACGGACAGGACUUAGUGAUGAUGCUUUUGUUGGGAUUGGAUGGUCGGCUCCGGCAUUGCUUGCGCUCUUGGUCGCUGUUUCCAUCAUGACUGCCCUGCCCUUGAUCCUUACAUGGCCAACUAUCAAGAGCCCAAUGCCGCUUACCGGGAACAGCUCAUUGGUAUUGUCGGCGGCUUGUCACGUUCCUGUACCUGAGGAUUUUACUACAAGUGCAUCCGAUAGGUCAGUGUCGAGGCUCAAAGUUGGACAUAAGUCAGCAUCCCUGGAGACAGUCCACGAUUAUCUUUCUGACCCAGAAGCCGCUCAAAGGUUUAGUACAUCAACGAUUUCAGAGAUGCAGCACCUAAUAGCACCUUCAAGUGCAUCUCUAAAACCUCAAGACACAUGCGACUCCGAUAUCAAGUCUUGCACGCCAAGGGUUGAUGUCGCAGCUAUGGAGGAAUAUCUACUAGAUGUCUCACAAAACCAUCUCCGUUGGGGCGAAGCCAGGGCGCAGGAGUUUAGAAGUAAACGAGGCAUCAAUGUGAAGGAUACGAUAGGGCACUUGAGCUUUGUUACAAGACAGUAUGUUGUUCGUGGGCCAAUAAGGGGACGACUGUACACGUAG